Molecule: messenger RNA, 4604 nt
Organism: Dothidotthia symphoricarpi CBS 119687
Lineage: Eukaryota; Fungi; Ascomycota; Dothideomycetes; Pleosporales; Dothidotthiaceae
Product: SAICAR synthase-like protein
Exons: 2
Coding region: 364-4266 (1300 amino acids)
Biological process (GO): inositol phosphate biosynthetic process; phosphatidylinositol phosphate biosynthetic process
Cellular component (GO): nucleus; cytoplasm
Molecular function (GO): inositol hexakisphosphate kinase activity
Source: RefSeq, a predicted model, not a curated record
ACAGCAACCCGACCCAGCACGCGAAACUGCUGCUUUUGUACCCAUCAACUGCAUACCUGACGCGUGGUCACUGAGUAGGCAGGGACGUCAUUCUCGCUUCCCAUAUCUCAGCGCCACUUCCCUAGGUCGGUCCAACGUCCGUCCACACAACGCCAGAACGUGCAAUCUUCAGUCGCAGUUUGUGGUCCAGCACAGUGCACCUCUGCCCUCCCCCUCCGCCAGCGCCGCCCGCCCAGCCGUCCCUCCGCGGUCCUGGCCUGCCACACCGUCGACGAUCCCGGCGCCCGCCCGGCAAUAUCUGCCAAACAGUCGGCCACGCACCCUCACCAGUGCCUUGCAGACGGCCUGACCAAUGUCGGCCCCAUGUCACCGCAUCCGCACGCCCCGAGAAACACCUCACCACCCUCCUCGGUGAGGUCAAAUGCGCCGCAGGACCCAGGCCAUGGCGCUCCCCAGCCCUCUUCGCUCCUCCAGCCAGGGGCGGUGACACCCAAAAGCCUGGCGCAGACAGGCCGCUCCAAGACUGCUCCGGUUCCGCAGGAGAGCAUCCUGUGGACGUCAUCUGUCGACCGUCCGCAGCUGUCUGAGCGCGACAGCAUCUUCGCGACCACCUACCUGGCCUCCGACAACACGCCCACGUCUUCUCCGCGCGCCGCUGCACGCACACCACACGCAAACGACGAUGCUCCCGAACACCGCUUGUCCGACAUGGCAGCCGUAGCGCCUCCCCAAAGGCGAUUGAUUGAUCCUCCCGUCUUCCGCAGGAAGCAAUCGACCCCUGCUCCCGCUGUCCUGCAAGACCACAAAACCCUCUUAGAAACCAGUUUCAACCCACACAUGUCCAUCAGCGCCGCCAUGGGACUGGGAGAGGGAAUGCAUAGCCCCCCACCGUACAUGAGUCCCGUCGACUCCCCCAUCCAACGGCCGACUACACCUCACAGUCCCGACCUCCAAUCCUCGCUAUACAACGCAUUGACGGACAGCGCAGAGAGACGGCGGAACAGAGAAUGGCGCGAAGGGAAACCCGUCCCUUUCAAGGGCCACAACGCUCAGGAUGACGCUGCAUUGGACUCUCAUCUGGGAAAGAAAAUCGAGGCGACAAUACCCAAGACCGAGCAGCCCACAGCGGCGCGUAGUCGGAAGGCUAGCCACUAUCUGCGUGUCUUCAAGGAUGCAGACGGCGUUGAAGAGCAGAAGAAGCGGGACACUCGAUCGAAGGAUCGCCGCUCUAAUGACCCGACACUCUCCGCUCUUCAAGAGGAGAAAUCGUCGCUUCCUGAGCAGCUGCAAUGGCCGUCGCGCACCCCGUCGGCAGUACAAUCGCCAUUGGGUGGCUCGCUCGAGUCGUACUUCGAGAGGGUGCCUACACCUCGGACGGAGACUGGUCCAGCGACUGCUUCCAAAGUUGAAGGAAGCCUCCGCUCGGAGAAGGCAAAUGGCCACGCUCAGCUUCCAUCCCAUCUUCUUGAAGAGAUCAGGAAUUUUGGAAGCCUCACCCCUGGCAUCCAACCCAGCUCAUCAAUCUCUAGGAGUAUUCCUACGUCAGUUGUUGAUAAGCUUAACGCAUAUGCCUCUUCCAACAGGACUGUGCAUGAGCAGGAUGAACCGUCUGACUACUUCCAAGCUAAGAGCAAGGAUAGCACAGAUCGCUCACCAACGUCCGAAGAAGAUGAUUCGGAGAGGGAGCAAAUUUCUUCAGCUCUCUACUUUCCUCAUCGUCAGGUAAAAUCAAACAAGCAGGUUCCGGCAGAAGAACAGGAUCGGAAGGCAGAACUUGAGGUCAUCCAGAAGGAAAGUCCGGUGAACACUAGCAAAGGACCUAGAGGCUGGGCUACGGAACAAACUGUUCAGACUCCGCAAGAAGUAGAAAUUUCUCUACAGUCCCAAGAUACCAAUCAAUGCCUACAUGGUGACAUUUCCGCAACACCUUCAGUGCAGAAAGACGACACCAAGGCGUCGUCACCUGCGUCUGUCGAUGGCGUCUCAGCUGAAUCUGAAUCUGAGUCCCUCGCCGAGUCUUUGUACUCACUUGACGGUUCUGAAUUGGGUGAGACUGAUGAUCUAGGCACUACGCCCACUGCAACACCACGCGCACACGAACCGAAAGCUCCUCUUGUUGCAGUUUCCCAACCGCCAGUCCCACUUGGCGCUGUAGAGCUAAAGCCAUACGAUCACCAAGUGGGUGGCCAUUCCACAGUAUACCGUUUUUCGAGAAGGGCGGUAUGCAAGCAGCUCAACAACCGAGAGAACGAAUUCUAUGAGACAGUAGAGAGGCACCAUCCGGAGCUCUUGGAGUUCUUACCAAGGUAUAUUGGUGUUCUCAAUGUCACAUAUCGCAAGGCACCCAAGAAGAAAAAGACAGACAAGGAUAAAGCUAAAACAGACACUGCUAAUGGGUCGACAUCCAAAUCCAAUGCGGCCUCGCAACAAGAGACGGAGUCCAAUAGCAAUGCCAAGCCUGAAAGUCAACCACGAAUGGUCAGUCAUUCGCAACAGAUCAUGCCUGUCCCUCAAGUCGUAUUUGAGAACAACCGACACAUAAUUCCCGAUAACCUGUUCCAAGUGCCACCGCGAUCGGCUACACCCGACCCAUGGACAAGCAGAUCCCUCUACUCAACUUCACCCCAUCGAAGUCACUCUGGUUCCUUCGAUUGUUCAUCAAGACCCUCACUGCAACACCAAGAUAGUUGGGGAGUUACGACCAUCAACACGAAGCUACAAGCUGAGGUGCUUCGCCAAGUGUUUGCGCCUCCCACCAUCUACCAUCGCCAGCGCCAUCAUCACCACACUAUGUCGUCGCGUAGAUUGGUAGGCGAUACAUCCCAAGCAGUCGCUGGAUCUGCGCCCACCAUCAGGAGAAACAGCACAGAUGUGUCUGUUCUGGUACCGGGAGCCACUGAGGAGUCUACGCGCAAACAGGUUCUGAAGGCUGCAGCGCGUCGACAAGCAUCUAGCGCAAGCGAUCACGCGAUCGAAUUUGGCUCGCUGCAAGAGUCGAGUGGAAGAAGUUCUGAAGUAAUACACCCAUCAGCAUCGAACAUUCCCCGACGGCGUCAUUCUGGUAGCGGGCUUCUGCGAAGGCCGUGUGGGAUUGAUUCCGAGCGUAGACAUAAUCUAGAGUUCUAUGAGGAGGAAGGCGGCUACGGGGGUGACGGAGAGGAAGAGGUUUUCGCUAUGGACGAGGAUCGAAAAGUCACAUCGCCUCCGAAUAAAUCUGGGAAGGCCAAGGAUUUGGAAAAGAACGGUUUUGCUGAACACAAAACAGACGACGCCUCGGACGGUUUGAUGCCUCCGGCUCCGGUGACUCCCCCUAAGAGAAAAGAUACACCGCCUCCGGUUGCUGAGCCCACGAAUCCUGAGCAAGCUCAACAGCACCCAGACGAGCGUGUCCAGCAUUUCAUUCUCAUGGAGGAUCUUACGGCAGGAAUGGUGAAACCGUGCGUGCUAGAUCUGAAGAUGGGUACUCGGCAGUACGGUGUGGAAGCCGAUGAGAAGAAGCAGCGGUCGCAGCGGCGCAAGUGCCAGAUGACGACGAGUCGCGAACUGGGCGUGCGCGUGUGCGGCAUGCAGAUCUGGAACGUGAAGACGCAAAGCUACGUCUUCGAAGACAAGUACUACGGCCGAGAUCUAAAAGCCGGCAAAGAAUUCCAAGACGCGCUCAAAAAGUUCUUCUGGGACGGCACGGGCUACAAAGCAGCGACACGGCACAUACCCGUCAUCCUAGAGAAAAUCAGCCAGCUCGAGCGCAAAAUCCGCAAACUACCCGGCUACCGAUUCUACGCCAGCAGUCUACUCAUGCUGUACGACCGCGGCGACGGCGAGCCCAAAGACAAGGACGCGCUGCUCACUCCCACCGCGCCCUCGACGCCCUGCACCGAAGACGCGCCACCCAAUCCUACCUCCCCCGGCGCACCCCCACCUUCAACCUCAACCUCCUCCCCAACAACAACCAAAGGCUACCCCGAAAUCAAGCUCCGCAUCGUCGACUUUGCAAACUGCAUCACGGCUGAGGACGCGCUGCCAGAUGAUUUGUCCUGCCCCCCGCAGGACGCAGAGGGCGUCGAUCGAGGCUAUCUCCGCGGAUUGCGCUCGCUGCGUCUGUACUUUCAGCGCAUCUGGCGCGAUAUUAAUGAUGAGUGGGUGGAGCGUGGGGAGGGCGAGGGCAUGGCGAGGGGCCAUCAUCAUCAUGGGACGGGGUUUGCUGAGGUGGGCGAGGGUUGGAUGGACGAUGCUGGGGGUGAGGAUACGGGGUAUGUUAGUUUUUAGGUGGGGAAUAUGUUGAGAGGGGGAGAAUGGGAGAGGGAUGAGUGGGGAAAGAAGGCAAGAAUGGAAGGAAGACGAUGAAUGGAUGGAUGGAUGGACAGGGUUUCACGUGUGUGUGCUGGUGGAAAUGGGUCGUUUGUCUUUUGGUCACUCUUCCUCUUCAGCGUGGCGCUUGUUUGCUUUGGGGGGGUGGAUGGUGUUUAUGUGUUUUUUAUUGCUUUGGGUCUUGGGUUCUUGCUCUUGGGUCGGUGUAGUUUGGUCGGGUUGGGGGAGGUUAGAUUCCUAGUUCAUGGUCGUACAUUACAGUAGCAGUAGUAUAGUAAAUAAGUAUUACCUCGCAG